AUGUCAACACGCUUAAACGUUGUCGCGUCACCACCCCCCCCCCCCAAAAUCCCCAAGGGCGACAAGGAAGCCUACUUUAAGAGCAGCGAGCGUGACUGGGACGACAAUCGCCAUGUCGACGACAUCUUGGCCCUUGGACCUGAUGUCUGCGGAAGCCUUUGGCGAUUCAUUUUUGAAUACAAAGACGUCCGCUACGACGCAAAGAACAGCGCCAAACUGACAACUCAGGUCGUCGUCCGUCUAGCAAAGGCAUGCCCCAAGCUCCGGAGGAUCGAGCUCCAAGCUGCAACUGAAGUCGGCGAGGAUGCCCUCCUCGCUUUGUUCGAGAACUGUCCUGCCCUGACGUACCUUGAGCUCAGCGGCAUUUCCCUUGGGAACGACAUCACCGGAACGUCUCUUGAUGCCCUACGGGAGAACCCGGAGUGGGCGCCUAAGCUGAAGACGCUCAUCCUCCGUGAAAAGGAUGACAAGAAGGAGUUCAUGAGGGCCAUGCGCGCUUUGGGCAAGGAGAUACGGGCCAUGACAGUCACCCUGGUCAGUCGACAUGAAGAAAAGAAGUGGGGAGAUUGGGAGUUGGUGACGACGAAGCAAAACUACAAGAAGGGGCGCAAGCACGGCGACGUCUACGACGACGACCACUUCUGGUAG
Molecule: messenger RNA, 648 nt
Organism: Fusarium falciforme
Lineage: Eukaryota; Fungi; Ascomycota; Sordariomycetes; Hypocreales; Nectriaceae
Exons: 2
Coding region: 1-648 (215 amino acids)
Source: RefSeq, a predicted model, not a curated record